AUGGCUCACCUAUUUUCCUGGUUGAACCGUCGUGGGCGGCGCACGGAGACCAGCGGCGCCGUAGCCCCGCUAACGACGAGAGGUCUCACGAAUGGUACCACCCAGGAACGGUCACCUGCGGGCAGAGGUGGUGUUCGGGGCGCCGUCACCGGCGACGACGUUCGCCAGACCAUCAUCCAGAUGCGUGAGCGCAUCAACUUGUUGAAUAUGCGCGAACAGUUGCUCCGGGGACGAGUAGAGGAAGCACAGGAGGCUGCGCGACAGGAAGUUCGACGGAAUAACCGCGAUGGAGCAGUGAUGUGUCUGCGGCGACGAACGCGACUGGAGGCGCAGAUUCGCACGACCAUGGCUGCCCGUGAACGCAUCGAAGAGCAAAUCCUGGCCAUAGAGACAGCCCGAAAUAACCAGGAAACCUACGAGGCGCUACGAAUGGGCAACGGAGUGCUGCAGCGCAUGAAUCAGGGCUUGACUCUGGAACAAGUCGAUCGCACCAUGUUGGACUUGCAGGAACACACCGGUAGAGUCGACGAGAUAACUAUGGCGCUGCAGCAACCGAUCACCACGGACAUUGUCGAUGAAGGUGAGAUUGAGCGACAAAUGGUGGAACUCCAGUUCGAGGUCGAUGAGGACCGCCUUCUCCACGAAAUACCAAUCCAGGGGGCCCAGUUGGCUGCUGCUCAAGCUCCUGGGCGGUCGCGUGCUGCGGUCGCUCAGAACGGUCGUAUGGAGCGAGCUGCGGUCGAGGUGCGCAGCGAAGCCGGCACCCUCACGAGACGCACGGACCGUAUUGCGGCACGGCUGCCGGAGCCUCCCCAGUCGAUCCAGUCUGCCGAUAGGGGUACACGGGCCACGUCACUGGGUGCUACUGCGGCAUCCUGCAGCCCUGUUGACACGACCGUCGACCGCGAGUUGGAAGAACUGGCAGCUAUCGCGGAGCCACGCAUUUGA
This is a messenger RNA of Cyanidioschyzon merolae strain 10D, 948 nucleotides long. RefSeq names its product similar to vacuolar sorting protein SNF7. Gene Ontology annotation, cellular component: multivesicular body; ESCRT III complex; cytoplasmic side of plasma membrane. The record is from RefSeq and is a predicted model, not a curated record. NCBI's taxonomy places the organism in Eukaryota, Rhodophyta, Bangiophyceae, Cyanidiales, Cyanidiaceae. The coding region runs from base 1 to 948 and encodes 315 amino acids. The transcript has a single exon. Gene Ontology annotation, biological process: vesicle budding from membrane; late endosome to vacuole transport via multivesicular body sorting pathway.